UUAGGUCUCUAUAUAUACAUAUAUCUUUUUCUAUCUUUUUGUCUAGCUAGGGUUUUGCAGUUUCUAUCUUUAAUUUAUUUUCACCCAUUUAGUCACAUUGUGUACCCACUCAGAAAAAGAAGAUCGAUUUGCUAGCUAAGAGAAGAAGCAAGAACCAAAAAAAAAAACUUUUUUUUUGGAAUAUAUUUAAGAAGAAGAAGAAGAAGAAGAGGAAAAUGGGAAGAGGAAGAGUGGAGCUGAAGAGGAUAGAGAACAAAAUUAAUCGACAAGUUACAUUUGCAAAGAGAAGGAAUGGACUUCUCAAGAAAGCUUAUGAGCUUUCAGUGCUCUGUGAUGCUGAAGUUGCUCUCAUCAUCUUCUCUAAUCGUGGCAAGCUCUAUGAGUUCUGUAGCACCUCCAACAUGCCCAAAACACUUGAAAGGUAUCAAAAAUGCAGUUACCAUACACCGGAAGUUAAUCACUUAGCCAAAGAGAUCGAGCAAAGUAGCUACAGAGAAUACUCAAAAUUGAAAGAUAAAUACGAGGCACUGCAAUGUUACCAAAGACAGCUUCUUGGGGAAGACCUAGGCCCUCUGAAUAUAAAGGAACUUGAACAUCUUGAGCAUCAACUAGAGACAACAUUGAGGCAGAUUAGGUCAACAAAGACCCAAUCUAUGCUCGAUCAGCUUUAUGAUCUUCAAACCAAGGAAAAACUGUGGCUUGAGUCUAACAGGGCUUUAGAGACCAAGCUCGAUGAAAUUUACAGAGAACAUCACAUUCGGUCAUCAUGGGCUGGAAGCGAGCAAUGUAGUAUAUUCAGCCAGCAGCAGCAGCAGCACCCUCAAUCUCAAGUGUUCUUCCAGCCUUUAGAAUGCAAUUCCAAUUUGCAAAUAGGGUAUAAUCCUGAAGUUUCAAACCAGAUAAAUGCUGCUGCAAAUCAUGAUGACCCAAAUAUGAAUUCAUUCAUCCCUGGGUGGAUGCUUUGAUGAGUUGUACUUUGAAAAGACACAAUACACCAGGCAGAGGUAGAUGCUGCAUUUUGUGGUUGAUCAUCAUCAGACAAAUAUAUAAAUGCUAUAUAUAUAUGACUAUCAUAUGUUGUAACCUAUAAUAAUGUACAAAAGUGAUUCUGGAUUUUGGAAAACUUGAAAAAACCCUUUGACCAUGGCAUGUAAUGUAAACAACUUAUGGCUACUAUGGUGGAUAUGAGAGAGAGACCUUAUUUUAUCUAUUUGCUUUAAAUAAAUUGGUUGUUUGACCUUUUUAUUGAA
Molecule: messenger RNA, 1250 nt
Organism: Camellia sinensis
Lineage: Eukaryota; Viridiplantae; Streptophyta; Magnoliopsida; Ericales; Theaceae
Product: agamous-like MADS-box protein MADS2
Biological process (GO): positive regulation of transcription by RNA polymerase II
Cellular component (GO): nucleus
Molecular function (GO): DNA-binding transcription factor activity; RNA polymerase II transcription regulatory region sequence-specific DNA binding; protein dimerization activity
Source: RefSeq, a predicted model, not a curated record